Larimichthys crocea (large yellow croaker) is the source of this 2351-nucleotide messenger RNA. It is a transcript of the gene hnrnph3, whose product is annotated as heterogeneous nuclear ribonucleoprotein H3 (2H9). The transcript has 11 exons. The coding region runs from base 239 to 1471 and encodes 410 amino acids. Gene Ontology annotation, molecular function: RNA binding. The record is from RefSeq and is a predicted model, not a curated record. Lineage: Eukaryota; Metazoa; Chordata; Actinopteri; Sciaenidae.
AUUUUUUAGACGUGUGUCACGGUCGUCUGUCUCCUUUGUGUGGACAUGGUUUCGAUGCCCGGUGACAGCGGCCGGGCCGUCGGGAAUUGAACCUGUGUGUCUUUGUGCGUUUGACCGCUGUCAGUGUCCUACAGCUAGCCGCUAGCCUGCUAGCCGCUAAUGCUAUCGAGCUAACGUUAGCACGUCUGUCUGACAGGGGGGGAAACGUUAGCAUCGAGAGCUAACCCAGGCAGUGAGGAUGUCUUUGAAUGAAGAGGGUUAUGUGGUUCGGAUCAGAGGACUGCCCUGGUCCUGCACACAGGAGGAGGUCGCCAGUUUCUUCUCUGACUGUGACAUCAUUGGCAAAGUAAACGGAGUGUGUUUCACUUACUCUAAAGAAGGCCGACCCAGCGGAGAGGCAUUUAUUGAGCUGAAAACGUCAGAGGAUUUCAGGAACGCUCUUGCCAAGGACCGUAAAUACAUGGGACACCGAUACAUAGAGGUGUUCAAGUCAAACCGUAGUGAGAUGGACUGGGUGCUGAAACGUAGCGGUCCUGCUGACUAUGACAGCUGCAGUGGCUGCAUGCUGAGACUUAGAGGCCUUCCUUUUGGCUGCAGCAAGGAGGAGAUUGUUCAGUUCUUCUCAGGGUUGAGAAUCGUGCCAAAUGGGAUUACUCUGCCAGUGGACUACCAGGGGAGGAGCACAGGGGAAGCCUUCGUGCAGUUUGCUUCAAAGGAGAUAGCAGAAAAGGCUCUGGGGAAACACAAGGAAAGAAUAGGGCACAGGUAUAUAGAGAUUUUUAAGAGCAGUCGUAAUGAGAUCAGGGCCUACUAUGAGUUGCCCCGGCGGGGGAUGGGAGGCCAGAGACCAGGGCCCUACGAUAGACCCGUGAUGGGGGGUCCCAGAGGAGGGUUCUUUGGGCCCACACCUGGGCGCGGUGGAUCUCUGAUGGACACCAUGAGGAGUGGAGGGGGAUAUGGCGGAGGUUACGGUGGUUUUGACAGCUACAAUGGUUUCAACAACUACUGCUUUGGCAACGGCAUGUUUGAUGAGCGAGUGAGAGGAGAGAGGGGAGGAAGAGGGCUGGGAGGCCAUGGUUACAGCAGUCAGAGCGAUGGUUGUUCAGGCUUCCACAGUGGCCAUUUUGUCCAUAUGAGGGGUUUACCUUUCCGUGCCACAGAGGGAGACAUCGCAAAAUUCUUCUCUCCUUUGAAUCCAAUGAGGGUCCACAUCGACGUGGCUCCUAACGGCAAGUCGACUGGAGAAGCAGAUGUGGAGUUCCGCUCCCAUGAAGACGCUGUGGCAGCCAUGUCCAAAGACAAGAACCACAUGCAGCAUCGCUAUAUUGAGCUGUUUCUUAAUUCAACAGCCAGUGGAGCAGCUGAAAUGAGUCGCGGCAGCGGCGGCGGCGGCGGUGGUGGUGGUGGUUACUAUGGUAAUUCAGGAGGGGGAGGAGGCUCACGGAGCAGCGGGCUGCGUGGUGCAUACUGAUGAUGUCGUCAUCCCACUCUUCCAAUCCAUCCUGACGUUUGUCUUGCGUCUCUGUCGGCCACAUUUACGCGAUGACAGUUUCUAAGCAGGAGAGCUGAUCUGAAGUCUGUCAACUGUUGUGUAACUUUAAACGUUUUAUCUAAACCUCACUUCACUUCACUAGAACAGACCAGAUAAGACAAACAUUACGAUUACACCAUUCCUAAAAGCCUAUGAAGAACAAUACGGAUAAUUUUGGAGAUUUCUUUUAUAUUCUUAAAACAAUAAUUUGUACACAAAGUACAUUUUCUGUGGUGUUCGGAUUACGAGAAAUUAAACACCAGUUUGUUUUUUCAGAGUUUUAAAGGGCCUUGAAAGGGCAGUAAGUGAUUGUGUUGAAGUUUUUACUUUAUUGGGAUGCACUUUAACUCGUCUCGCAGAUGUAAGUCAGUGCAGAUGCAGCAUGGAGACAGAACGUCAUAGGAUACAGAUAAACAGCUCUGGGACUUAAUAUAUGAAGAAAAAUUAAUUUUGAUUUGGCACUGCUCUGAUCUGAGCUUUGAAUCUGAAUUUGACUUGGAUGACAUGACAGCAGGAGGAAUAGUGAAGCAACAAAACAUUACGUUGUUCAGUCUUUUCUAAAAUCCUUUAAAGUAUUUGUUUAUUGUUGUUUUGACUAUCGUGAUUUCACAUGAGCUUUCCUGCUUUGAAGUGUUUGAUUAAUGUGAGCCAGUGUGUUUUUUAUGAAUGUUUUCACAGUUCAGUGCAGAAUUUAAAAGAAGUUGAAUAUUAUAUUCCACUCUCAAAGAAUGGAAGUAAAAUAAAGUCUCUAUAUUUGAGCUGUAAGAUAGCUUAUGCAGCUGUUGUACAUUUUGCCUAAUAAAUUUUAUAUUUAAUUCUC